AUGGUGGUGGUGUUGCGUACUUUUUGGUUGUUUUUAUCUCUAUUGUGUUUGAACGAAGGAGAGCAGCUGUGCGGAGGGGAAGUUGUACAGAAGAUGUCUUUUACGACAGAUGAUGCACCCGCAGCUGUCCGCAACCCCACACGGAGCAGCGGUGGCAAUGGUGAUUGCCAGUGCGAAGAACAGGUGCAACCGGAUCCCGUGCCGCCGGUGGUGGUGCAUUAUCCUUUAGGCUCCUGGGAGCGUCAUCUGCUGGAGGAGCGACUCCGAGCCAUCAAAGACUGUGAGCGGGAGCGUCUACUUCGGGAGGAGCUUGAGAAGGAGUGCACAUUUCAGCCACGCCUGGCUACAUCGCGCAGCGGUGAGGAUGAGCCGCAGAAAGACUUUGUCUCCACGGAUCAAAAACAGCGUCACGUGCCGGUAUUUGAGCGUCUUGCGCACCGUGCGAAGGAGCGUGAGGCGCGUCUAGCGUCUCUUGCGGAAGAAAAAAGGCGGAAUGAAGAGGAGGCAUUGCGGCACGCUUUUCGCCCUCGUGUGAACACCUUCUCGGAACAGCGUGUGCCGUUUGCGUCGAAUGAGGCAAAGAUUCCUGUGGAGGAGAGAUUGCUGCACUACGGCAGGUCCGUUGAGCAAAGUCGUCGUCUUUUGCAAGAACAGAGGCAGAAAAUGGAAAUUGAGGAAAUGCGUCAAAAAGCCGUGAUCCGGCGCGCACACAGCAAUGCUUCAAGGGAGAAACGUCAAAGUGACAUUGCAGGGCGUUCCAAACGGCUCCUUAUUGAGCGUGAGGCGCAGCGUGCGAUGGCACAAAAUGCUCUACUCAAUGCGCACAGUUUUCGGCCCAAAGUGUGCACUACCUCCGACGCCAUUGAUCGUACUUUGAAGGCGAAGAAGAGUGUGCGCGAUAGGGGUUUGGCGCUUUAUGAAGAGGGUAUGCGUCGUCAGCAGCAGCGUCAAGCGGAGACGGUGCAGCGACAAGCAAAAGAGUCCAGUGGCCUGCACAAGCCUGCCACCAAUCCGCUAACGGAUGACUGGAUUCACCAUGGACAACAUAGAGCUUUAUUCCGGCAGGAUUUUAUAAAAAGACAAGAGAUUUACCAGCGUGUAAAGGACGAACAUCAGCGAAACCUUCUCUCUGCUCUUGAACAGAGUGAACGAGCCGAGGUCCCGCGGGUAAAUCAGGAGAUGUUAGAGCAGCAGGUGGAACGACUGUACCUUGGCGCGCAGGAGAUACGAAAAGAAUCAAGGAAACGAAUGGAAGAGCACAUUAACUCCCGCGAGUGUCCCUUUCGCCCGCAGUUGGCACCCGGAACGGCAUACGUCAUUGCGCGAACCCAGCGUGAGGAAGAUGUGGUGAAGCGUCUUGCGUCCGUCCCUCGUAGCCGCCGUGUCAGCCAUUACUCUAUUUUUGAUACUGCAUACGCAGACCAAAAAGAGAAUGAAAAGAAUUCCCCACGCAAGUCCAAAGUUAUUCAUCCAGAUGAGGCUGCUGAGUUUUUUCAUCGACAGCGAAAAGCCCUAGAGGAUCGAGAAGUUCAACUACGGGAGCAGAAACAACGAUUGGCAAUGGAGGAACUCUGUGCAUGCACUUUUCGUCCACGGACGUGCACAGACGAGUACUUUCAUCGACGCCAAAGAGAAGCAACCGAUCAGGCACAGAAGCCCAUCGAGGCACGUGUGUCAGGGGUCUCAGCGUACCUGCAACGCCAGGCCGAGGCGAAGCGACGGCUAAAGGAGCAGGAGUCGAGGUAUAGCAAUCUUGGGCGUGGCCUCCCAUGCAACGGAGCCGGCAGUACCGUCAUCACUCCGUUUCAGUUGUCCAGCGGACGUGGAACGCAUCCUCACGGUUUAAGCCCGAGAUGGAACGAAUUGAAGUUGUUCAAUGGGGAGGAAUGUGAUAUCCGCUGUCACGUCGAUCCUUACAGCAACAAUGAAAUUCCCAUGGCACUUCGGGGUAAACUGGUAGAGGGCUCUGCAAGGUCUCGUGGGCAGUAA
Trypanosoma cruzi is the source of this 1989-nucleotide messenger RNA. RefSeq lists its product as uncharacterized. NCBI's taxonomy places the organism in Eukaryota, Euglenozoa, Kinetoplastea, Trypanosomatida, Trypanosomatidae. Bases 1 to 1989 code for a protein of 662 amino acids. The record is from RefSeq and is a predicted model, not a curated record. The transcript has a single exon.